Molecule: messenger RNA, 957 nt
Organism: Suillus paluster
Lineage: Eukaryota; Fungi; Basidiomycota; Agaricomycetes; Boletales; Suillaceae
Exons: 3
Source: RefSeq, a predicted model, not a curated record
GACCAUCCUCUCCUUAAUUGGAUUGAUCAUCGGGAAUUAUUCCUUCUUGAGAUGCUUCGCCACAAUGGAAGAGGUGAUGGUGUCUUGUCGACCUUCUGUGACACCUGUGGGAUCACUGUUGGUGUAUACCGCUGUAAGGAUUGUUUUGUGCCUGGAUUAUCAUGUCAGAUGUGUGUUGUUCGUGCUCACGCACAUUCACCAAUGCAUCGUGUAGAGAAGUGGAACAAUGAGUGCUUCCAAAAUGUGACUCUUAAAGAUCUGGGGCUUCGCGUGCAACUCGGUCAUAAGAUUGGUGAAUCAUGCUUGCUUCCCAACCAAGCAUUCAACAACAAUUUCAUCCUCAUCGACACCCUUGGCAUCCACCCUAUGGCCAUGGAUUUUUGUGGGUGCGACAGAGCACAAACUCACACCCAACAACUGUUACGUGUUGGUUGGUUCCCUGCAACAACCAGUGACCCGAGAACUGCAGCAACAUUUGGCAUGCUCUGGCAGUUCCACAUCUUGUCAUUUGAGUUGAAAGUUUCCUCAUACAAAUUUUACCAUUCUUUAGCUCGUCUCACGGACAAUACAGGCCUUCUGAAGUGCAAGGAUCGGUAUGAGGCAUUCAUGCGCAUGGUGCGUGAAUUUCGGCAUGUGAAGAUGCUGAAGCGAGCUGGCCGUGGACAUGAUCCUUCAGGCAUCAUUGCCACACAGCAGGGUGAAUGCGCGGUUUUAUGCCCAGUGUGCCCUCAGCCCGGGAGGAAUCUUCCUCAUGCUUGGCAACUUGCUCCAAAAGGAAAAAGAUGGUUAUAUGGCCUCUUUCUUGCAAUCAAUGCAAACUUUUGCCUGAAGAGGUGGAUAGUCUCAAAGGAUACUGUGGAUCCGAGUUUGUCCUGUGGGUGGGGAUACUUUGUUGACAAGACCACAUACAAGACACAUCUUACCAAUCACGGCAUGGGGUGUCUUGAGGGUAUAUGA